UUGCGGCUGCCAUGUUGAAAUGUGAUUAAAGUGGUCCAGGAAGGAGCGCGCGCGGUGCCGUAUUUCGUCGGGUAUUUUUCCAGUUUCAUGUAAAUUCGCGAGCACACACACCGUCUGUCGUUAGCAAAAUGUCGAGGAACAAAAAGUCGCAGUCCGGCAAACCCUACGACUCUUCUCACUCUUUCGUCAAGAGAAUGACACGCAGGGUGUCAGAGUACAUUCCAAACAAAUUAUCGUCGUGGUUUUCCUCUUCAAACGAAGAUGAGGCUGCGGUAAAAGACGAACAGAGUCGACAUCAAGACCCUGCGCAGCAGCAGCAACAACAGCACUCGCCCCAGAUGCAAGUCCCACCUGCCAAAAGGCAGAGAACUGAACUGAACACCCCAAGUUGGGUUGCGGAACCUGUACCCAGUACAUCCAGCCUUCCAGGGCCGAGCACAUCAGCAAGUAGAGCAGUCCACGAGGCAGGCCCAAGUGGACACCAACAAAAUGCCAAGUUUUCCCAUAAGGACCUUUUCCCUACGUCCACUCCGAUGCACCUCAACAGAUACUUGGUGCCCACUUCGAGUGGUCUGGGAAUCACAGUAGAUGAGGCAUCCAACAGCAGCGAAUCGACCAGUGGCUGCUCCUCCUUGAUACCUCAAGAAAACCACAUGGCUGAAGCGCCUCAAGACACAUCAUCAAAAAAUACACAGCGAGGCAGUCAGCUGUACAGUCUGCUAUUUGAUCCCAACUCUGUUAAUCCAUCCAAUGAAGUGAGCAAAAUCACUCCGCAGCCUCCUGCACAAAGUAGGAGGCCAAAUUUCGAUCCGUCGCUGAUACGAUCUCCUUCGAUUUGCAGUGGCAACAGGAUAGAUGUGACUAAAUCACCGUUCUAUAAAGGCAAAACAUGCUAUGGUGGAGCUUCAGCAUACAGAAGAUCGUCUGGAACGUUCCCUAGCUUCCUGAACACAUCCUUAGAACUUAUGAAUUCAACUGGGUCUUUGCGGAGCUCUUUGUCAGCCAGGGCGCCACUUAACCGGCACGGGGCCAAUUUGAGCUUUUCUAGAAUUGAGAAUAACGUGUCUCGAUCGCCGCAACUGAGCUCUUUAAGUCAGCGAAUUUUGAGAGCAGCCGAUGCUGCUAGUCCAUUGAGCCAAAGUCUGGCAGGCAGGGAGGCGGGUAACCUGAAGAGAAGGAUAGAUACCAUCUAUGAUUACACUCCACCUCAAAGACAACAGCACGGACCCCCAACCAAGUCGCUGAAUGCACCAACUGUUAGGGACUUGCUGCAGAACAAGGUGCAUAAUAAAGUUGACAUUGCAAGAAGUCUGACUCUGCCCAAAUCAAAACCUGCGUGGAAAGACAACGUUCCUACCUACAGUUUGAGACAAGAGGAGAGUUUAAGUGCAAAACGAUGCAACAAAAUCAGAAGGAACCAAAAUGACAUAAUUGAAGACCUCCCAGAUGUGGUGGACUUGCCACAGAUCUCCCUGCCAUUAACCAGCCUGCCCUCUUUUGACUUUGCUCCGAAAGCUCCUUCUUCAAACGCUUUCUCUGUGGCACCUUCAGUGAACAAAAGUGAUUUGCAAGUUUUCACCUUUUCAUCACCUCUUGCUGUGGAACUUCUGCCUCCGAGACUCACUUCAACUGCCUCUCCUGUGACCCAGACGGCUUUAAGUUCUCCUUUCCAAAUGAAAAUGGUCUCUCCCAAGCCCAUACCCGUUAAGCCUGCCACAGAAACAAUUGGCAAAGAUGCAAAAGACACUAAAUUGGACAAGAAACCGUUGCCAGCUGGUUCUGGAUUCGGCGACAUGUUCAAAAAACCAGAGGGUUCCUGGGAAUGCUCGGAGUGCAUGGUAAACAACAAGGCAGAAGCAGCCAAGUGCAUUUCGUGUAAUACACCAAAAGUGGCCCCAAAAAAGCCUUCAGCACCUUUGCCUGCUGCUACCCCAGCAGCCCCUCUGCCAUCCACAGGGUUCGGUUCUAUUUUCAAGAAGGCUGAAGGCUCGUGGGACUGUUCAGUGUGUUUAGUCAACAACAAAUCUGAUGUCAACAAAUGUGUAUCUUGCGAUUCGCCCAAGCUGGCAACUCAAUCGGCUACGAGCCAAUCUGCUCAGGUUGUGUCUAAACCCUUUUCAAUGCCCUUAAAACCGUCAGGGUCUUGGGAGUGUCCUGAUUGCAUGUGCAACAAUAAACCAGAGGCUCUCAAUUGCCCAGCCUGCAAUGCUGCCAAGCCUGGAUCUUCCUCCACUCCAAGUGUUGCAGUUAACAGCUUUGGCGAUAUGUUCAAAAAACCUGCUGAUAAGUGGUCUUGCCCAGUUUGCAAGGUUGACAAUGGCAAAGAUGCACCCAAGUGUUCAUCUUCGUCGUGCAGCUAUGAAAAUCCCAACAAACCGAAAGCAAAGGCGAGUGAGGAGAACAAGCCAAAGUACAGCUUUGGGAUGCCCAGCGGAAACGGAACAACCCCUGCCUUCACUGCACCCAAAGCUGACGAUGCCAAGUCUCUUUUCACUUUUGGAGCGCCAAAAGAUAAAGAUGGAAAUGCUGCACCAUCCAAGGGCUUUGUCUUUGGUGAAACAAAAACGUCGGAAGAGGAUAAGCCGAAGACUUUCACUUUUGGGAUGCCUGCGGCCAAAGCAGCCGAAGAGCCCCCUAAAGUAGCCAGCCCUGUGAAACCUGCCCAAACCGCCGCCCCUACCAUUUCAGUGCAGUUUGUCAACCCCCCUGCCACAACAGCACCCAAGCUGAAGCGCAAGGCGGAUGCAGAAGAACCUUCGGGUGGUUUUAUGUUCAACCAAAGCAGCCCAGCCAAGCUCAACUCGCUGCCCAAGGAAAACUCUCCUGCAGCUCCCCAGUUUGCAGGGCUCAAGUUCAGUCUACCCAAAGCGGCCGAAGAAAAAAAAGAUGCAGAGCCGCCGGCUAAAAAGCCUGGACCAUCAUUCAAUUUUUUGAGUGAGGAAGACGCGUCCACCACACCCAAGAAGACCGAGAACCUCUCCAUAUUCGCAUCAAAGCCCUCUGCUUUCUCGCAACCGUCGUCGACCAACACUCCUCUCUUUGGAUUUCCUAGCCAGGCGGAGCAGGCUGCAACCAAGAAAAAUGAACCGAAACCUUCAGGAAAUCCUCAGAUGUUCCAAUUUUCUGGUCCAACUAAAGAGUCUGCAUUCGGAGCUCUGGCCGCAAAGAAGACCACCUUCCCCAUCAGCGUUACAGACUCUCCAAAAUCGUUUGCUUUCGGCACAAAUGACACCACUCCAGUCUUUGGAGUAAAGUCUCCGGAACCUUUUGGGUCAAAAGCUCCUGAACCGGUGGCCAUGUUUGGUGCUAAGGAGGCGCCGUUGCUUUUCAAUUCUAAACCCUCGGAAGGGUUUGGAUCGAAAACGACAGAAAUCGUUCCGUUUGGGAGCAAACCGCUCGAAGCAGUUCCUUCGAUAACCGCGUUCAAACCUACUGGAGUGCCUGCAUCGCCCUUCGGAGGAAGCCCUGCGACGACGACGCCAGCAACCUUUGGCUCUUUUGCCUCAAGCAGUCCUGCACCUUCCGCUUCCUCUGACUUUGGUGCCAGCAACCCUCUGCUCUUUGGCCAAGCGACUACUUCAGUGCCUGUUUUUGGCACUCCUGCUGCUCAGACCGCGACGCCCCCGUCGUUCGGCCAUCCAGCCCCAACCUUUCAGAUGAACCAACCAGUCGCCCCUGCAGGUGGAUUUAGUUUCGGCGCCAACACUGGCACUCCAACUGCCACAAACAACAACAUGUUUGCCUUUGGCAAGGACAAACCUGCAACUCCCUUUGGCUCCAACACGCUGAUGGCACCGAAACCGGCCGAACCCAACUUGUUUGGCGGCCAAGCGGCCGCCCCAACUCCUUUUGCCACGCCGAGCAUGGGGACUCCUGCUUUUGGCUCGACGCAGCCUGCAGGCGGCUUCAACUUCUCCAUGAAUGCACCGCCUGCCUACCCUGGCGCUGCUCAGCCUCAGCAGGCAAAUGCUGGUCCCGUUGGAGGUUUCCAAUUCAACGCCAAUCAGCAAGUUCCUCAGUUCAACCCUGAGAUAAGACCAUCCUUCAACUUCACAGGAAGCAUGGGGCCAACUGCUUUUAGUGCCACUCACACGCCCUCGACUCCGAAUCCGAACGCGCAAAUGCAGGCUCGAAAAAUACGCAAAGCAACGCGACGAUUUCAACCACGAUAAAUGAUGGACACGUUUUCUUUUCUUUUCUAUUGUGUACAUUAAAUGUUAAAUAUUUGAACUAUAAAUUGCGAUAAAUUGCAUAUAAAUACAAAAAGAAAGGUAAAUUUUACAUCAAG
Molecule: messenger RNA, 4288 nt
Organism: Neocloeon triangulifer
Lineage: Eukaryota; Metazoa; Arthropoda; Insecta; Ephemeroptera; Baetidae
Gene: Nup153
Product: nuclear pore complex protein Nup153
Exons: 11
Coding region: 129-4172 (1347 amino acids)
Biological process (GO): protein import into nucleus; RNA export from nucleus
Cellular component (GO): nuclear pore
Molecular function (GO): structural constituent of nuclear pore
Source: RefSeq, a predicted model, not a curated record